CACCUGCCCGCCAAGCACAAACACCCAGGGAAGGGCCAGCACCAGCCCAGCCCCGAGAGGAGCACGGUCCCUGCUGAGAGCGAUGAGUUCAGCUCCUUCAUCUACUGGCGAGCUCCCCUGCCCAGCAUCGAGGAGGAGCUGCAGGAGCUGCUGCAAGCUCAAGCCAUCUCCAUCAGCCCAGAGACCGCUGAGGAGCACCAGAGCUCUGAGGAUGGGCCCAGUGCUGAGGAGGAAGAGGAUGACGAGGAGGAGGAUGACGACGAGGGAUGGAUAACACCCAGCAACCUCAAGCAGCUCCUGGUGGUCCCAGCCCAUGGCAUCCCGGUUUCUCCUUCCUCGUUGCAGAACGUGCUGCUGCAGAUGGGCCUCCACGUGCUGGCGGUGAACGGGAUGCUGAUCCCGCAGGCCCGCCCUCGGCACGGCUGCGCAGCGACCACGUCGGACAUGACGAAGGUUUUCUGUCCCCACUGCGGUAACAAGACCCUGAAGAAGGUCGCAGUGAGUGUCAGCGAUGACGGGAGCCUCCACAUGCAUUUCUCCCGCAACCCCAAGGUGCUGAACCCGCGAGGGCUCAGGUACCCGCUGCCGGCCCCGAAGGGGGGGAAGCAUGCGAACAACCCUCACCUGGUGGAAGACCAGCCCUUCCCGCAGCAGCGGCUGUCCCGCAAGGCCAGGCAGAAGACCAACAUCUUCGACCCCGACUACAUCGCCGGGGUCUCGCCCUUUGCGGAAAACGACAUCUACAGCCGUGCGGCCAAUCUGCAGAUCCGGGACGCGGCCCUGGGCGCUGGCAGGAGGCGCCUGAACCCCAACGCUGCGACAAAGAAGUUUGAUUACUGA
Messenger RNA from Opisthocomus hoazin, 840 nucleotides. NCBI's taxonomy places the organism in Eukaryota, Metazoa, Chordata, Aves, Opisthocomiformes, Opisthocomidae. The record is from RefSeq and is a predicted model, not a curated record.